AUGGACGUCCACCAAGGCAGUGGAGAAGACAGGAUAGUCAGGGAGGAAGUGGACCAAGCGGCCCGGCUAGUUUGCAGCUCAGCGCUGCUGCUCCAAUGCCUCCCGCAUGUUGGGUGCGUGUUUGACUGCAGCUCAACACGGGCUCCCCGGGAAACGCCUUGGCCUGGCUCUAACGCAUCCUCCUUCCGUUCCGCAGUGUGCCAACAUGCUGCUGGCCUGGGACUCAAUGCGACCGAGCCAGAGGGGAAUGUGUCCGUGGCGUGGGACCACAGUGCGGAGGGGCACGCGGUGGCCUCAGGAAGUGACUAUGAAGAGGACGAAGAGGAGGAGCAGGACCCCACGGUGCCGAUGUACAUUGUGGACGAGUCGAUUAGAGUUGAACCUGUGAUUAAGCCCAAGCAAACAAAACCCGAAAAGAAUCCUGACAAAACAAAAAGAAAGCGACUCAAAGGGAAGAAAAAUAAAAAGAAGAAAGGGACGCCGUGCGACACAGAGUACAGAAACUUUUGCAUUCACGGUGAAUGCAGAUACCUAGAAGAACUCAAAGAAGUAACAUGCAAAUGCCAUGAGGAUUAUUUUGGUGAACGCUGUGGUGAGCAGUUCAUGAAGACUCAAAGGAGGAACGACCUAAGCAACUUUUCAACAACCGUACUGGUGGUGGUGGCUGUUCUGCUCUCCAGCAUCAGCUUCAUUGCGAUUGUCGUCAUUGUCACAAUGCAGGUGAGGAAAACGUGUCCUCAAUAUGAAGAAAAGGAGGAGAGAAGGAAGCUCAGACAAGAGACUGGAAACGGCCAUGUUGACGUGUAAAGGAGGGCCCAGAACACGCCACUAAGAGGGUCACUCCUUCGUGAAGACACCCGGAGGAAUGGCUGGUGUUGGAACCACAUGGCCCCACUCAACCAAGACGGAUCCCCUAAGGAGACAGCCAAAGCUCAAAGCUGGGGUGGGCAGGUGCCAACACACCCGGUGGAGGAGGAUCCAACUGGGGGGGUUAAAAGCACCACUGUCAAGAGCAACGUGGGAACUGCCGCCACUGGGGCCCAUCUGGUCACCGAUGGAGGAUGACCAUCUUUCUGCUGCUACCUGGAUCCCUUUUGGUUUUUGCCUUGCUGUUUGGAUGCAAAUACCCAGCCGUGAGGCUUGCUGGAGGAACUCUGUUUUUUAAGGAAAAUCGUGGCUAUAAGGAGACAGGAGGACUUGUUCCUCCUCUGUCCCAUUGUCACCCAAAAGGAACAGGAUGGGACUUGAUUAAGCUUGUUCCCCCAGAACUUUGACAGGAGAGGGGCUGCUGGCGUGGAGGAGGGGAAGAGCUUUGUUCUCCCACCGGGGUGACCCUCCAUGCUUCACCUGCUUGUCUGCCCCGGAGAGGAGUGAAUUUUAGUCUGCACUAGUGAGUUGUUCACUAACUGACCUGAGUUGACCUUGCUGGUAGAUGCUACAAGUUCCCUAGUGCAGAGGAACCCAGUUAUAGCCAUCAUGCACCCUGGGAGACUUGCAGUGCCUGCCAGCAAGGUUCCCAUCGUCCAGGUGGCUAGCACAAAUGAAAGCCUGGUGUAGACAAGCCCUGACUUCGGUUCUUCCUCACCAUUUACUCAGGAUCUCUCCCUGAAGUUCCCAUUUGUAGCUAACCUGGUUCUUAUCCUGUGAACGCUUUAAACAUGCGUGGUUUCAUUGACUUCGGUGCAACUGUUCACGUGAGUAGAGUUAGGCACACAUUUGCUGGACCAAACAACUGCUGUGGAGUCCAACUCAGGUUGUCUUCAGGUUUUUCUUCUAGUACUUUGGAAAACUAGGAUAAAGGUUUUAUUGAAGUUCAUAAGGUCAAGAGUUAGGUGCUGCUGCCCUUGCUAGGACACUUAUUAAAGAAAACACGAGCACUGAGUUUCCAGACAAUGCUUAGUUUUUCAGGCUUUCCUUGGGUCUUCUGUUACAGACCUUCUGAGUUAGAUUAUAGACAGAAAAGGUUAAUCAAUUCAUAUCUUCUUCCCCGGGCUCCCAGCUCUUGGCACUUCCAACUUAACCUCAAGUCGUAAAAGACGAAAUCCGAGAUAUAAUAUUGUAGUCUCAAUACUCUCCUGAAGAAUGGAGUUUGCUGCUAUUCAGCAUGCAAUUGAAACAAUAUCUCUUGUAGGUA
Molecule: messenger RNA, 2134 nt
Organism: Pelodiscus sinensis (Chinese soft-shelled turtle)
Lineage: Eukaryota; Metazoa; Chordata; Testudines; Trionychidae
Source: RefSeq, a predicted model, not a curated record